This is a messenger RNA of Paramecium octaurelia, 1440 nucleotides long. NCBI's taxonomy places the organism in Eukaryota, Ciliophora, Oligohymenophorea, Peniculida, Parameciidae. The record is from the annotation of a GenBank genome assembly.
AUGGCUGCUUAUUCUUUUGGAACAUCUAAUCAAAGACCACCUCCUAAAGUUGAAUAAGCUCCGGGAGUAGGGGUAUGAAUAUUGUUACACAUUAGAACUACAACCCUGAUCGAUAUCCUCAUCAAAGACCUCCUUCUUGGAAGUAAACUAUAAUCAGUUAAACUUAGAAUUGGAACUGCCAGUAGAAUAGGAUUGCAAAUUGCUUUUCAACCAGGGCCAGGUCAAUAUGAGCAACUGCAAAAAGCCAUUGUAAAAUUAACUAUCUUAUUAGUAGAAAAGGAAAAAGCCUGAAUUCUCAAUGGGAGCUAAAUUUUAAAAUCACACAGAAGUGGGCAAGGGAAUCACCCGUAAAAUAGUAAUUAAGAUUUAGCUGGACCUGGUGCAUACAAUCCAGACUUUAAACCUUUGCAAAAGUGCGCUUCCAGUUACAGCAUGAGAAAUAAACCACAAUUGGGAGGAAUUGAUGACAAUUUAAGGGAGCUAAAGAAUGGGCCUGGCCCUGCUGCAUAUGAGACUAAUUAUUCGACUGUCCUAAGCAGACCUGCAUCCAUAAUUGGGAAUCAAACAAGAGGAGGUUUCUAUGAUACGAAGCCAUUUAUUCCAGGAGUUGGUAAGUAUAAUGUGCGUCCAGCAACAUCGGGGCCCUAUCAUAGAUUUGGAAAUGCCUUGAGAGAUUCAACAUUUACUGAAAGAGUAUAGACUCCUGGACCUGGUCAAUAUAUGCAUCAAUCGCACUUGAAUCUCAAAGCAACAACCAUAAGUUCAAAGCGAAUUCUUACAGCAACUGAUUCAGCUCCAGGUCCUGGGCAUUAUGAUCCUUCCACUGAUUUUACAAAGCGAUCUGUUCCUGGGGGGAGAGUUGGAACUGCAAAGCAGAGAUAAGUCUUUGAUGCACAUUACACUCCAGGACCUGGACAUUAUUAGUCUUAGAGUGCUAUUAAGAGAAGACCUCCAAGUUAUAAAAUAGGUUCAGAAUAAAGGAGACUUGUAAAUUAGUAGGAAGUGCCAGGUCCUGGGACAUAUGAUAUUAGUAGAGAUGGUGGAAGCAAAGGAUAUACACUGAGACCCAAGUACACAGAUAGAUUGCCAGAUGGUACGCCAGGCCCUUUGGAUUAUCAUCCGAAUGUUUCAUAGACAAAAUCGAGGCCUUUGUCUUGUAGAGUUGGGACUGAGGCGAGGGAGAAGAGCAAAAUGAAUGAUAAUCCUGCUCCUAAUCACUAUCAGUUCAAUUAAUCAAAUCCAGGACCGAAAUUCCCGUAUAUCUAGAAAUAAUUAUUUUAUUUAGAUUCGGAUCAGAAUCAAGAGUAACUGAUAAAAAUGAUGUUGGACCAGGACCUGGAACAUAUAACAUUCCACCUUAUUUUGCAAAUGUUCCUAAUUAUCUAAUUCCAAAUAAAAGCCAUAUAGAUUUGUGAUAUAUAUCUAUUAUAUAUGUAAUAU